CUUGAGCAGUCUUGUACAUUCCACUCAUCUUUAUUUGUCGAUUCGCUUUGAAGAGAUCGUUUUGCCAGAGCAUUCUACUCUUGACUGUUGCUCGUCUUUUGGCAACUCGCUAUCUUUGGCAUCAGAGAUCUUUGCUGCAGCAGUACACCUCGUUGAGACUACGCACAGUCUGCGCGGUUGACUCGUCAUCAGAGAUCCUUAUUGACACACUAGCACAGUAUACCUUCUGAACUUGACAAGAUGAUCAAGGAACUUCUGCGUUGGGAGGACAGUCCUGGUCUUGGUAAGCCGAGCCUUUGCGAUGAUUUUGUGUGUGGCAGUUACUGAUCAUUUGCAGAGCAUCACUGUCCCAAAUGUCAGACCCCACUCAACAAUCCCAGAGCUAAACACACUUGCUACUUCAAGCAUGUCGAGAUCUGUCCGCUGUUCCAUCAGCACUUCUUCAUGAUUGGUGAGUCGUUGUUUUCUCUGCUCGCACUCACUCGGAGCUACAUCUUCUUUCCUCUUUUGAGUUCCAAGAUCUUCCACGAGCAGUGGGCCGCGAUGGAGAAUCGCAAGGCUAACCUUUUGCUCACAGGCCAGGCUCACAACUGUGAUACCUGCCGCCGAAACAACAGUGCACACGAUCAGCGUCACAGACAGAUAGCCAUGCUACUUCGUCAACUGACCCAACUUCAGCAAGAAAACGGUAUCGAGCCCGGCAACUACCCAACUUCCCCCUUCUCGUCCACUUUGUCGCCCACUGGAGAAAGAGGCUCCGUUUCCGGGCCCGCCGACACCGACCCAGAAACCACUCCAAAGCUCAAGAAGCGCGAGCGCAAAAAGGCAAAGAAGCGCAUCAAAGCCCUCAGAGGUGGAGAUGCCCUCACAACAGCUGAAGUGGCCGCUAUAGCCACAGCUCUACACCCUGCGCCCCGCAACGACAGUGUGAUCUCUACCUCGUCAACCUCGACCUCCACCACAGAACUCAGCAACCAGAGUACCGUCGAUGAAGACUCUGCCACCACACCCUCCACCCCAACCUCCCCCACAUCUCCAAUCUCCAAAAACCCAUCCUUCACCACCCUCAUGAAUGUCAAUAAAUCCUUCCACCCAGACGUGGACGGAAAACUAAAUUCCACACGCAUGGCCCUGCAGACACAACUUCUCUCCGUACUGCACGAAAACUCCUUACCCCUGGAUGCGAGUGUGGAGAAUGCGCUUCGUGCACUUGGAAUCUCCGAGUCUGAUCACAAGACCCCAAAGCCUGUUGCUGAGUGUGUUGCAAAGAUCAAGGAGGCGGUUAGGGAGGAUAUCUUUUGUGCCGAGUGUGAUGAGAAGAAGUUUCGCUUGAGGGAGGCGGCCUGGUAUCGGUUUGUUAAUAGGAGCGUGUUGGCGUUGAGGGAGGGGGAGUGAGUGGUGCGGUUUUGUUCGCUGCAGAGGUGGUCUUUGGUCAGAUGGUUACUGGUCUGAGGAAGCCUGCUUUGUGGAUGGCUCGGCUCGGCUUGGCUUGGCUCUUCGUUUCCUGUCUUUGGUUCGAUUUGGUUUGUUCUUUCGCUGGGCUUGGUGCCCUUCUUUUUUUUUUGUUUCGUUUCGUUUGGGCUUUUGGAGUCGACGCUCCUCCUUGGGUUCGUUGAUGGUCGACCAGUCGUUCUGACAACAGGUCGGUCUCGACUUGCAUUUGAUAGUCGGCCUGUCGCUCCUGCCCAGUAUUGCAGUGGAGCACUUCGGAGCUUUGCAUUAGCAUUUUCGACGUGGUCG
Molecule: messenger RNA, 1740 nt
Organism: Aureobasidium subglaciale EXF-2481
Lineage: Eukaryota; Fungi; Ascomycota; Dothideomycetes; Dothideales; Saccotheciaceae
Exons: 1
Coding region: 445-1395 (316 amino acids)
Source: RefSeq, a predicted model, not a curated record